Molecule: messenger RNA, 690 nt
Organism: Camelina sativa (false flax)
Lineage: Eukaryota; Viridiplantae; Streptophyta; Magnoliopsida; Brassicales; Brassicaceae
Source: RefSeq, a predicted model, not a curated record
AUGUCGAACGUGACUAAACUCAUGGCUUCCAAAUUCUUGAUGUGGCAUCGACAAGUUCGCGCUCUGGUUGCCGGCUAUGGCCUUGCUGGUCACCUUGAUGGCACUACGGCUGCUCCGGCUAUGACACUCACCACCGAUGGUGUCACUGCUGCAAAUCCAGCCUACAACUUAUGGGAGCGACAAGAUCAGCUUCUCUAUUCAAGUCCUUUGGGGGUGAUCUUGGUUGAGCUUCAGCCUAUCCUCUCCACCGUAUCUACUUCAGCACAGAUCUGGAGUCUUCUCUUCUCCACCUAUGCCAAGCCAAGUGGGGGACACAUCAAACAGUUACGUGAACAGAUUAAACAAUGGAAGAAAGGUACUAAACCUAUUGAUGAAUAUUUUCAGGGGCUCACUGCUCGUUUUGAUCAUCUUGCAACUCUUGGGAAACCAUAUGAGCAUGAAGAGCAAAUCGAUGGUCGUGAUACUCCACCAUCUAUGCCGGAAAUUCACGAGAAGCUUAUUAACUUUGAGUUGAAGCUUCAGUCGCAGAUCUCGGCCUCCUCCUUUGUUCCGCUUACAGCCAAUGCUGCCUUUUACAAGUCACCUGGUCAUCACAACAAUUCUCGCAACCAGAAUCGUUUCUCGUCUCGUGGCAAUCAUCACAACUCAUCCCGUGGCUCCCAAGGUAGAGGAUAUCAAGGCUGCUGCUAG